This is a messenger RNA of Manihot esculenta (cassava), 2014 nucleotides long. RefSeq names its product xylogalacturonan beta-1,3-xylosyltransferase. The transcript is spliced from 6 exons. The record is from RefSeq and is a predicted model, not a curated record. Bases 400 to 1830 code for a protein of 476 amino acids. Gene Ontology annotation, molecular function: glycosyltransferase activity. Lineage: Eukaryota; Viridiplantae; Streptophyta; Magnoliopsida; Malpighiales; Euphorbiaceae.
UAAUAAAUGCAACCAACCCAAUCCCUUCUUCAUGCGCAAUGCAAAUGACAAAAAGGCCAAAGUAAUGAUCCAAAAACGAGAACUUUUUAAACAACGAUGGCAAUCUGCAAACAGCCGAUGAGAAAUUCUCACUGAUUUUUUUUUUCUUCCUCUUCUGAAAAACUAUUUUUUUAAUGGGUUUAAGUUUAAAAGGAAAAUUGGGUUAGGUCCCUACAGCGACGAGGCAGCACAGAGCAUCUUGUUAAGCACUUUUGUAAGCUAAAGCUCAAACCUUGGUCUUUUCGGCGUCGCCGGCGACAAGCUACGGAGGUUGGGUGAAUCGUAGAAGGAAGUUGGAACUUAUUUUCAAUGCUAAGCAGGUGAUCUCUGUAUCACUUGGUACUCGGUUCCUGUUCUGUUAUGGAGUUCCGGUUUCAUAAAUUAUGCCAAAUUAAAACUCGAAGAUGGCUUCUUGUAGUGGGGGCAGUAGCUAUAACUCAUACAUUGUUUCAAUCUCUAUUGCUUCCGUAUGGAAAUGCUCUCAGUUCUUUGUUGCCCAACAGCCAUGAUUUAAUAUAUGAUAAAAGCAGCUUCCCAAUCAUACACUUUUCCACAAAGUCUCUGAUGGUUCGCAAUCCUCUCACUGUUGAUCCUUCAAGUUUGAAUAAAAGUUCCAUCCUUGAUGGGGUGGUGGUGAAAGAUGCUGUCUCUUCAGGUGGCAGUGGAGAAGUUACACAUGAUAUGGGAUCACAGAGAAACAGUGGAGAGACAGAGAUUGAGUUUGCAUCUGAGGAUGAAGACUUGGACAAUCCUAUUGAGGUUGCAGUGGAUAAUGAUGGAGAUGAUGAUGAUUUUGUAGAAGAGGAUCUGGACAAUCCUAUUGAGCUGGUUGUAGACAGAAAUGUAAGUAAUUUCUCAUCUGGGAAUAGCAGUGGGAAUUCUACAUUCGAAAGCAUCAAACGUCAAGAAAGUAUUUCUGUCAUUGAAUUUGCCACUGAAGGCAAACAUGACUUUCCUCUUCUUGGUCAAAAUGGCAAAUCAAACCUUGAAUUUUUUACAGACAGUAAUCCGCCACAGAAAGAGUUGGGGCGCAUAAAAAUUGCUCUCUUGUCACCGUCAGUAGAACCAGAGGUAGUAACUUCAUCAACAAACAUCAGUUAUUCAAGAUCAAGUGGAAGUUCCUCUGUUGGUUCUGCUAUUCAGAAAAUUGGUUUUUCUUCGAAAAAUAAUUCUGCAAGGAUGGAUAAGCCUGGCAGGAAAAAGAUGAGGUGUGAGAUGCCUCCAAAAUCAAUAACAUUGAUAGAUGAGAUGAACCGCAUAUUAGUGCGACAUCGUCGGUCCUCACGUUCAAUGAGACCAAGAUGGUCUUCCCAUCAUGAUCAGGAGAUUUUGGCUGCAAAGUCACAGAUAGAGAAUGCUCCUGUUCCAGUGAAUGAUCGAGAUCUUUAUGCUCCCCUCUUUCGAAAUGUUUCCAAGUUUAAAAGGAGUUAUGAACUCAUGGAACGCAUUCUCAAAGUCUACAUCUACAAGGAUGGAAAGAAACCCAUCUUUCAUCUACCAAUAUUGAAGGGAUUGUAUGCCUCAGAGGGGUGGUUUAUGAAACUGAUGCAGGGAAGCAAGCAUUUUAUUGUGAAAGACCCUCGAAAGGCUCACCUAUUUUAUAUGCCAUUCAGUUCUCGAAUGCUGGAAUACACACUCUACGUGCGUAACUCCCAUAAUAGGACAAAUCUGCGCCAAUAUUUGAAGGAGUACUCUGAGAAAAUUGCAGCAAAAUAUCCUUACUGGAACAGAACUGGUGGAGCAGAUCAUUUUCUUGUAGCUUGCCAUGAUUGGGAUAAUGUUGGGAGAUGAGGACGUAAAUCAUGAUAAUGAGAGUCCCUAGGGAACAAUCCCAAUGGCUCCAUACGAAACAAGGCACCAUAUGGAGCAUUGCAUCAAAGCCCUAUGCAAUGCUGACGUCACGGCAGGCUUCAAAAUAGGCAGGGAUGUGUCUCUUCCUGAAACAUAUGUCAGAUCCGCCAGAAAUCCUCUCCGG